AUAGGAAAAACAUACUGGAAAUGUGUGGCUCUUCCAGCAAUAUUGUAUGGGGCCAACAUAUAAUAGAUUUCACAAAGCAAGAGAUAGACAGGUUGCAAAGAAUAGAGAACAGUGUGUGCAGGAAGAUACUGGGAGCCCCAAGUUAUGCCCAGGUAGCAGCUUUAAUUUAAGAAAUGUGCGAGUAUCAAGCAUGAAAGCAAGGAUUAUGGAAGGACAAUUAAAAUAUUUGCAGUAUGUUUUGAGAGGGGAAUGGAAUGAACUGGUAGAGUGUUGUAGAAGAGAUGAGAGCUAGGACAGAUCAAGAAGAAUGGAUGGAUGAAAAAAUGGGAAUAAGAGGAGGCACAAUAACAAACGACGAAAUAAGAAAUAAAGAAGUUGGAGCAUGGGACUCAAAAAUGUGGAAACAAGAAAAAGCAACUCUGAGAAUAAAUAGAACCUGGAGAGAAGAGAUGGGAGGACAAGAGGAAGUGUACAACAGUGAAGCAUCAGCGCCAUCCUCUUCAACUGCAGAACAAAUAACAUGAGGCUGAGAGAUAGGAAAAGAUUGAUUGAUAGUUUAUUGUUGCAGGCAAAUAACAAGGGAGAAGGGAGGAACAUGCCAUAUCAAUCCCCAGGCAGGGCAGAAUGUGAUUAUACAACUAGUAAUACAUGUGGAGGCAGCACGUGCCAUGAAACUAAAAAGAUACAAUGGUAGGAAUGAAUUCACAAGGGAGGGGGGGAUUUAACAAUGAGAGUACGGCGUGCAUCAUGUGUGGAGACGAGCUGGAGCCACCUUGCACUGCGGGAUGCACUGCAGCGUCCAUACCAGCAGGACGAAGAGGACACCAUUGGAAGAGCUCAUUUUGAAAACACAGGAAUGGAGACAGUAUUAUAUAAAUUUUGGCAAAAAAGAGAAAAGAAAAGAAAGGAGGAGGAGACGUAAAGAUCACAUUCUGCGCCUGCCUGUGGGUUAACAUAAGAACAUAGGGAAACUGCAAGAGGCCGGGUGGCCAACACAGGGCAGCUCCAGAAUCCCCGCCACUACUCUCGAAGGGUGAGGUGUAGUUUCAGGGGUUACAGGUAGAGGCUUGAUCCUCGUUUACCUUCGGUACGGGCGUACGCUCCAGUACCCUGUCUGAAUGGCAUGUUCCUCCCUUCUCCCUUAUUGUUGACCUGCAACAAUAAACUAUCAAUCAAUCAAUCAAAAAACAUUAGAAACUCAGAAGACCCAGACCGAGAAAGACCACAGACCCAGAAAAAGCUUCUUCAGGGAGUGCCGUUAUAAAGGCAAGACUCCCGACCGACAACUCGACUCAAGCAACUCAACGUCCCAUAGUACAUUUGUUUACCUAGCCAUGGCUGCUGCUCGGCAGUGUAUUUAAUUAACUCGCUUUUCACUCACGCCCUCCUCUAGACACGGGCAAGUGUGUGCACGACUGAGCGGGGGUCGCCUGGAACAUGAAAAAGACGGGCACCAAAGCCAAAAAUAAGAGCAGGAUCAACUCUGUCCCCUGUGACGACAGUGUCCACAUAGGUGACCCUGGGAAGGAUGACGGGACCAUGGAGUCCGUGCUCGCCUCUGUCCACCCGGGGGACACUGGGGUCAAGCUGAAGGCCGAGGGCCACGCAGGGAGCUCCGGAGGCCUGCUGGAGACGGUGGAAGAGGUGGUGGAGGCCCCAUGGGGGGAUAUGCCAGGCCCUGACCUCUCCCAGGCCUACGUGGUGGAUUUGACGCAACAGUUCAAUCGUGUAUUCGUCCAGACAACCUUUAAUAGUUUCAAAGAGUUUGAGAUGCUGUUCAACAAAUUUAAAGCAGAAACUGGUUCAGUAUUUCGAAUCAAGUCCUCAUGCAGUAUUGCCUAUGAAAAUUCUCGUAGGAAGAAGCAUUUAAUUCCGUCCCGGUUCAAGUUCGUCACCGUGCAGUACUGCUGUGUGCACUACGGCCAGCCCAAGGUGGCUGGCCAAGGCAUCCGCACCAAGCAAAGAUACCUCCCCUGUGGGUGUGAGUCCAUGCUGUCACUGUCGUACAACCGUGGCGCCCUCGUCAUAUCUCAGGCCAACAUGCGACACAACCAUGAGGUGAGCAGCGAAAUGGCGCCCUUUUAUGCCAUCAACCGCCGCAUCACCAACGCCGAGCUGCUGGAGGUGGCCGGGGCUGUGGAGAUGAUCCCCAAUAGCAGAAGCCUCAGGCAUUUCCUCCAGAUUCACUUCCAGCGCCCCACCACCCUCCAGGAUGCCAAGAAUGUUCGAGCUCGCCUCAAGGCCCUCAAGGCACCUCCUGUCACGUCCAUCGCCAAGCCUCAUGUGGAUGAGGAGCAGCAGUUUUCACCGCAGGAGGAAGAGGAGAAGGAAGAGGAAGAAGCAAUGAUGGAAUGUACUGAGGGAGGUGCUGAUGAUGAUUAUGAAGAGGAGGAGAUAGAAGAAAGAGUUGAAGGUGAUACAAAUUAUUAUGGAAGGCAAGCUGAUAGACACAAAACAUCAAUAAACCUUGGGCAGGAGGAAGAGCAAGAGCAAGGAUGUGAACUUGACCCAAGACUCAAAAAAGAAGUCAUCAGCAAAAUUAAAGAAAGACUCCACGGGACUCUAGAAGAGUGUGAUGCUCAAGUGUUUAUGAAACGUCUGUCUGUCAUUGAUAGUCUCAUCGAAGGCUGGGAGAAAGAUAACUUGAAUUAUGCACAAAACACAAAAAAGAGUGGCAGGAUGGGUGGACUUGAAAACACACACAGUAGAAACACACACUUAGCCCAGGAAAGGACUGGUUUUACUCAGAACAAUAGAAAUGCAAAUUUCCAGGCAAAUAUUGACAAUCUAAACACUUCAGUGCCUGCCUUGGGGGUAGGGAGGACAGUGUUUCUUCCCACACAGUCAAAUGGGAAAUUAGUGCAUUUGAAUAACAGAAAUCAGUCUGCAUUCACCAAUAUGGAGAUGAAUGGAAGGCAAAACAUCAUGAAGUUUACCCCUAGCUUUGAAAAUUCAGUUAAUUAUUCCAGAGCAGAUGAACAGAUGUCAAGGAUAGGUGAAACUAAUGAAAGAAAACCUAUAAUACUCUCCAUAGCAAAGGGACUGGUUGAUGGUGAGCAGCCAGUAGAAGUGGAAAUAGAGGUGGAUGGUGAAAUGGCAAAGGUAAGGGCUGUGAAGAGAGAGCCCUUAGACUACCAUGAAGUGAAUGUUGGUGACUACUGGUGAAGUGAGUGGUGAACUGUGCAGGUCCAUCACUGUACACUUUGAAUCCAUUUUCAUAUACAUUUUACUUCUAUUACCCUGAACUGUGAAAAUACAGGUAGUAAUUGAUCAGAACAAGGGCAGGCAUCUAACUAAAUAUUACUUCUAUUCACCCAUCUCUCUUGUGACUUCAGGAUAUCUGGCAAGAACACACUCAUCCGCAUGGAAAGGCUUCUCUUGAGGUCAUUAAUAAACUGGUGGAUAUAUAUUUGCAACUACCUUCACCCCCUAAAGCUUCAUUGCUUCCACUUGUUUCUAUUUUUAUUAGUGUCUAUAACUAGUGUUUUUUUGUGUGCAGGAAUUUGCAAAACUGUGCCAUUGUUCUUGAAAAGUACCUUAACUUUGUUCAAUAGUAUAUAUUAGCAUGCACUUUUUUUUAUGAAAGAUUACUUACACAUCAGUUGGCAAAAAUCAGUCAUUUUUCUAUUCCACUCAAUAGUCAGCCUGUGCAUACUCUGUCACAGCAGUGGUGGUGCUGUGGAAGGGAUUAGGCUCUGGAAUCCACUGCCCCCCCCCUCCCCCCCAUCACUUUUUUUCACCAAAGAGGCUUCCUCCCCUAAACUUCCUUUAAAAUAAAAUAAACUUGGAGCUGC
Eriocheir sinensis (Chinese mitten crab) is the source of this 3794-nucleotide messenger RNA. Its product is annotated as nuclear transcription factor Y subunit beta-like. The transcript has 3 exons. The coding region runs from base 1438 to 3165 and encodes 575 amino acids. Gene Ontology annotation, cellular component: nucleus; CCAAT-binding factor complex. Gene Ontology annotation, molecular function: protein heterodimerization activity; DNA-binding transcription activator activity, RNA polymerase II-specific; RNA polymerase II cis-regulatory region sequence-specific DNA binding. Gene Ontology annotation, biological process: regulation of transcription by RNA polymerase II. The record is from RefSeq and is a predicted model, not a curated record. Lineage: Eukaryota; Metazoa; Arthropoda; Malacostraca; Decapoda; Varunidae.